AAUUCUGAGCUGGGGCACUUUACCAUGAGGCUGCAAAUGAAACAGAUGUGCUUGCUCUGAGUUUCUGUAGUGUCUGGAGUUUUUGUACUAAAGGUGACAAGACUUUCCUUCCUGUGAUUUUUUUCUUCUUUUUUUAUUUUCCACAUACUUUCUAUAAAAGGAAUUAAAUGGAGAAGUUGAAGAAAUAUGUAUCAGUGAAAGAUGAAGAUAAUUUUUAUCAUCAGGGGGCUGUGGAGCUGCUAAUCUUUAACUUUCUACUCAUUCUUACAAUAUUAACAAUUUGGUUGUUUAAAAACCAUCGAUUCCGCUUUCUGCAUGAAACUGGAGGAGCUAUGCUUUAUGGCCUUGUAAUGGGACUAAUUAUACGAUAUGUGACAAAAUCACCAGAUGUUGAAAAUGGGACUGUUUAUGAAUGUGAAAAGCUGAAAUCUGGGCCAUCCACUCUGCUCAUUAAUGUAACUAAUCAGGUCUAUGAAUAUCAAUACAAAAGAGAGAUCAGCCACCACAAUGUCAAUGGUCACCAGGGCAAUGCAAUGCUUCAAAAGAUGACCUUUGAUCCUUCCAUCUUCUUCAACAUUUUGCUGCCACCCAUUAUAUUUCAUGCUGGAUAUAGUUUGAAGAAGAGACAUUUUUUUCGUAACUUAGGAUCAAUUUUAACCUACGCCUUUUUGGGAACUGCCAUCUCCUGCAUUGUCAUAGGGUUGAUCAUGUAUGGCUUUGUGAAGGCCAUGGUACAUAUUGGCCAAUUAAAGCAAUGGGAAUUCCACUUCACUGACUGUUUAUUUUUUGGAUCACUGAUGUCUGCCACAGAUCCAGUGACAGUCCUUGCUAUUUUCCAUGAGCUGAAUGUGGAUACAGAUUUAUACACACUCCUGUUUGGAGAGAGUGUCCUAAAUGAUGCUGUGGCUAUUGUGCUGACACACUCUAUAUCUAUUUACAGUCCUAAGGAGAAUCCUAAUGCUUUUGAUGCUGCUGCUUUCUUCCAGUCAGUGGGAAAUUUUCUGGGCAUCUUUGCUGGAUCAUUUGCCAUGGGAUCCUCUUAUGCUGUUGUCACAGCUUUAUUGACAAAAUUUACAAAGCUGUGUGAGUUUCCUAUGUUGGAGACAGGUCUGUUUUUCCUCCUAUCCUGGAGUGCCUUCUUAUCAGCAGAAGCCGCUGGGCUUACAGGUAUUGUUGCUGUCCUUUUCUGCGGAGUCACACAGGCCCAUUACACCUACAACAAUCUGUCACCAGAUUCCAAAAUGAGAACCAAACAGUUGUUCGAGUUCAUGAAUUUUUUGGCUGAGAAUGUCAUCUUCUGUUACAUGGGACUUGCGCUAUUUACAUUUCAAAAUCACAUCUUCAAUCCUCUUUUCAUAUUUGGUGCACUUGUGGCAGUUUUUGUAGCAAGAGCUUCCAACAUAUACCCACUUUCUUUCCUUUUGAAUUUGGGUCGAAAACAAAAGAUUCCCAGGAACUUUCAGCACAUGAUGAUGUUUUCAGGGUUACGCGGUGCGAUUGCGUUUGCAUUGGCCAUUCGGGACACGGACUCCCAGCCCAAGCAGAUGAUGUUCACCACAGCCCUGCUGAUCGUGUUCUUCACCGUCUGGGUGUUUGGGGGCGGCACAACACCAAUGCUCACCUGGCUGCAGAUCAGAGUUGGCAUAGAUCCAGAUGAAGAUGAAGCUGAAGCUGCAAGCCAGAGUGCAUCUAACUUGGAUAAAAGUACAACCAAAGCUGAGAGUGCGUGGCUGUUCAGAAUAUGGUAUGGCUUUGACCACAAAUACCUAAAGCCUCUCUUAACCCACACUGGGCCACCUCUGACGUCAACGUUGCCUGAAUGGUGCAACCCAAUUGCCAGGCUUCUGACCAGCCCCAGUGCAUAUGGGGAUCCACUGAAGGAUGGUGACACAGUUCAUAUCAUCACUAAUGAGUUGACCGAAAACUAUGAAUCAUCUGCUCACAUACCAGUGCCAGCACAGGACAGCACUGGCUCCAUUCACGUUACAGGCAAGGAAGACAUUCAGGAAGGAGAUCUAGGAUUAGGAGGAUACAAACUCCAGCUUCAACCCCAGAAGAAUUCACUGGCAUGAGCAGUGUAAUGUUAAUCACAAGAAAGAAGACUAAAACAAAGAAACAAGAUUCUGUUAUAUGAACAAGAGGUCAGAAAAAAACAUACUAAGCCCAAAAAUCAAAGAAAAUUUAGAUUUCAGCAACUAAAUGCCUCCUUCUCCCAGGAAGGGAGUUCCCUAUCAUAUCCAUAUAUCUACAACCAUAUGCAGGUUUUAUGACUGUAGGAGAUUUUAGUAUAAAGACAUGGGGCAGUACCAGCCCACUGUCUGUAAAUCCAUUACAGUAAUGUUUUGUCUCAGCACUUGACUGUCCUGUGCCCCUCACAUGUACACAGGCCUUUGAAUAUCGCUUAGUUUUCAGUAAGCUGAAGUUGAGAGAAAUAGCUUCCUAACAUUCAUGGUCACAUGAUGACAGCUCUUUUCUACAGCUGGUCCUGACAAGAUCCACACAUAACUGCUCAGCAGAUAUUACAUUUAUAAGGAAGAAGCAGAAGAUUCCUUGUCCAAGGACUAUGUGAUCUGAAAAUGCUUAAAACAUGCUUUGCGGUGCCUCAGUCUUGAUAGAUAAAGCUCCUUCAUGCUCACAAUAUAGACUUUCCCUGCCAUCCAGCCAAUUAUUUGCUUUCUAAAUGCACCUUGUAGCAUGGUCCACAGAGGGUUUCACUAGGCUGCCACAAACUGAACACAGAUAGUAGGAGACAUGGAGGUGGUAUGAAAUCAGCAACAAACACCUUUCCUGGCAGCACUGAAUGAGCACAACCACUACUUAAAAUCUGCAGUUAUUCCACAAGGUAUUUGUCUUUACAAAUUGCUAACAUGCAAAGCUUAAAUGGGGGGGCAAGGUUUUCUUGUUUUGAAAGAUCAUUCUAAACAUAUACCUUGAUUUAAGAACUCAAAUGCUUCUCUUUUUUUACUCUAAGAAGAGUUGCUUCUAAUUAAAUAUUUCUGCAAUA
Molecule: messenger RNA, 3004 nt
Organism: Pseudopodoces humilis (Tibetan ground-tit)
Lineage: Eukaryota; Metazoa; Chordata; Aves; Passeriformes; Paridae
Gene: SLC9A9
Product: solute carrier family 9 member A9
Biological process (GO): proton transmembrane transport; sodium ion import across plasma membrane; potassium ion transmembrane transport
Cellular component (GO): plasma membrane; recycling endosome
Molecular function (GO): sodium:proton antiporter activity; potassium:proton antiporter activity
Source: RefSeq, a predicted model, not a curated record